AUGUCUUCUGAGGCGCCAACGUGGGCUAGAUGCCUAGUGGAGCCAGAAUACUUGAAGUCAAUCUCUGUGGUUAGCUCCAAUACCCUCCCGCAGCCACCAGGAUUCUCAAAGAAGCAGAAAUCCCAAACCAGAUCGGUGUCCAAGGAGGAGGGAGAGGCUAAUCGCGAAAGGAUUAACGCGCUACAGGUCAAGAAGGCAUGGCAGCUGGCCUUUCAGCCGUCCAAGGCCAUUCCAAUGAACUUCUUCAUGUCAUACAUGUCGGGGACCUCCCUGCAGAUCAUUCCGAUCAUGACGGCGCUAAUGCUGCUUACUGGGCCGGUGAAGAGCGUUCUACAGGUGCGGUCAACCUUUAAGGGCUUGUUAAACAACGAGGCGGCUUACGGGCAGGUUUUGGCGGCGAUGUGUCUGUAUGUGUUUUUCCAGGCUGUGCUCAUGGCAAUUGGGCUGCAGAAGCUGAACGCCAUGGGACUGUUGCCGAACAAACAUAGCGACUGGCUGGCCUGGGAGACGCCGAUGGCGUAUAGCAUGCAGUCUUACGCAUUCUAG
Eremothecium gossypii ATCC 10895 is the source of this 546-nucleotide messenger RNA. It is a transcript of the gene EMC4, whose product is annotated as chaperone EMC4. The transcript has a single exon. The record is from RefSeq and is marked provisional. Bases 1 to 546 code for a protein of 181 amino acids. Gene Ontology annotation, cellular component: EMC complex. Gene Ontology annotation, biological process: protein folding in endoplasmic reticulum. NCBI's taxonomy places the organism in Eukaryota, Fungi, Ascomycota, Saccharomycetes, Saccharomycetales, Saccharomycetaceae.